ACGCAAUACGUUGAUUUACGUGCGGAUCUCUUUCCAGGUGACGAGUACUGCUUUGUGGCCAAGAUGUGGCAGUCUGUGUCUGCUCUGUGUGUCCUGGUGACUCUUGUGAGUGCCCGCAGCGUCCCCUACUUUGCUCCCCUCUCGCACGAUUUGGUCAACUACAUCAACAAACUCAACACUACAUGGCAGGCUGGGCACAAUUUCCGCAAUACUGACAUGAGUUAUGUGAAGAAACUGUGUGGCACGUUCCUGCAUGGGCCCAAACUGCCGGUGAGGGCAGAGUUUGCUGGAGACGUGAACUUGCCAGACAGCUUUGACUCCCGGGCACAGUGGCCAAAUUGUCCAACCAUUAACGAGAUCAGAGACCAGGGCUCCUGUGGCUCUUGUUGGGCAUUUGGUGCGGUGGAGGCCAUUUCGGACAGAGUCUGUGUGCACACCAACGGCAAGAUAAAUGUGGAAAUCUCAGCAGAAGAUCUGCUGUCUUGUUGUGGCUUCAAAUGUGGGAUGGGGUGUAAUGGUGGCUAUCCUUCUGGAGCGUGGGCGUACUGGACUGAGGAAGGCCUGGUGUCUGGCGGGCUCUAUGACUCCCACGUGGGCUGCAGACCAUACUCCAUUCCUCCAUGUGAGCACCACAUCAAUGGGUCUCGACCCUCGUGCACUGGGGAGCAAGGGGACACCCCAAGGUGCGACAGACACUGUGAAGCAGGCUACUCACCUUCAUAUGAGAGUGACAAACACUUUGGAGCUACGUCUUACAACGUCCCUCGCAGCGAGAAGGAGAUAAUGGCUGAGAUCUACAAGAAUGGCCCAGUAGAGGGAGCAUUUGCUGUGUACGAGGACUUCCUCAUGUACAAGUCUGGUGUUUACCAGCAUGUCUCCGGAGGAGAGGUUGGUGGCCAUGCUAUCAGAAUCCUUGGCUGGGGUGUAGAAAAUGGCACCCCCUACUGGCUGGCUGCAAACUCCUGGAACACUGACUGGGGUGACAAUGGUUUCUUUAAAAUCCUCCGAGGGCAGGACCACUGCGGAAUCGAAUCAGAGAUAGUGGCUGGCAUCCCCAAAACAGAACUGUACUGGAAGAGGAUCUAACCCCCUGGCUUGGGUGCAACUGAAGAGAUCAAACUACAAAUAAUCACGCCUCUGAUUCUUAUAUCCAGGAGCAGGCUGGGCACAGAGCCUGCACUCUUGAGACUAUGGUUGAAGCUACUUAUUAAAAUCUUUUUAUCUUGUUUAGUUGUGUGAUGGGGAUGAAGGAGGUGGUUUCAGUAUCCAUGCGCUAGCUGCCUUUUCUACUGGAGCUCUCUGCUCCCAAGCCAGUUUGUGUGGCUUCGCUACACACGAGCAUUCCUUUCUCAAAGGAUUGAGCUAGAAGUGACAUAGCUCAUCACUCACCACAAUAUUGGAGUGACUGAGAAACUGGUUUUUACCAGCCUUGUUCAGUGAACCCUCUUGUCCAAGCUUGGGUGAAGCAAUCACUUCAUUUUGGAAACACACCAGGAUAGGCCAAAGUACCUGCAUGGUCUGGGAGGCAGGACUGGAUGACCUAGGGGGUCUCUUCCAUCUCUGAGAGGAUGCAUGCUGCUGCAUUGCUGCUGUCCCCAAGUUUGACUUCUGCACUGCUGUGUGCCCAGAGAGCUAGCUGCUCAGAAGUGAGUAUGUGCCAACCCUUGUCUAUGGCAUAAACAUUGCACAUGCACUUCUGAAAACAUAUGCCUAGGUUUAUUUGCUAACCUUGUUUCCUGACUGGGGGGAGCCUAUUAAUGACAUCACUGAGGAGCUGGCUCUGGAUGGAGUAGAACAAGGCUCUCUUACAACUAAGCUUUUCAUAAAUAUCUUCCUCUGCUUUUCUGUUUAGUGUUAUAAUUUUUUUUAAAAUAAACCACUUGGCUCCUCAACCAGUUAUUACAGGUCUGGUGGGUGAUGUGAUGAACUAGCCUGUUUAUGCUGGCACAUGGAUGCUAAGAACAUCUAACUG
Messenger RNA from Chelonoidis abingdonii (Abingdon island giant tortoise), 1972 nucleotides. RefSeq names its product cathepsin B (gene CTSB). Gene Ontology annotation, molecular function: cysteine-type endopeptidase activity. Gene Ontology annotation, biological process: regulation of catalytic activity; proteolysis. The record is from RefSeq and is a predicted model, not a curated record. NCBI's taxonomy places the organism in Eukaryota, Metazoa, Chordata, Testudines, Testudinidae.